Molecule: messenger RNA, 1539 nt
Organism: Helicoverpa zea (corn earworm)
Lineage: Eukaryota; Metazoa; Arthropoda; Insecta; Lepidoptera; Noctuidae
Product: alpha-tocopherol transfer protein-like
Exons: 6
Coding region: 118-1005 (295 amino acids)
Cellular component (GO): membrane
Molecular function (GO): phosphatidylinositol bisphosphate binding
Source: RefSeq, a predicted model, not a curated record
CCCCAUUUAUAAGCCAUUAGCUCAUAGCCACAUCACGCGACUAACGUACGCUUACAUCUUAAAAAAUACGUAAAUAUAUUCUCGUAUUUGUUGGAGAUAGUUUUGGUGUUAUUGAAAAUGGCUGUGGUAACUGGCCUGUCAGUAGAUAAGGAAUAUGAAAAGUUAAACAACGUGAAACAAGAAGAUGUACGUAAAUUGAUAGAGUGGUUGAGUGAACAGGCGCAUCUACCGCAUCAGCAUAUCACUGAAUUGGACGUGAUAUUAGCAUAUCACAGCUGUGCAUGCGACGUGGAUGUGACUAAACGGGUCAUUGAUGUCAAUUAUACUCUGAAAACACUAUUCCCGUUCUACCAGGACAGAAAAAUUGACGAUCGUUUGGAAUUAGCAUUUGAAACUUGGUUAAUCUAUCCCAUGAAGACAACGACGAAAAGAGGUUUUUGGCCAAUUUAUUGUGAACUUCUGGAUGCAGAUCCCAAAAAGUUUGAUUAUGGCGAUGUGAUCAAGGCAUUUUUUAUGGUCAUGGAUUUAUGGCAAUAUGAAGAAGGCACGGUUCCAGGCGUGGCAAUCAUAGUGAAUUUAGACAGAGUAUCAUUGGGCCACAUAUCGAGAAUCAACUUGACCGUGGCACAACAGUUUUUCUACUUCUUACAGGAAGCAAUGUUUGUGUGUCUCAAAGAAUUCCACUUCAUAAAUGCUCCAGUGUUCGUUGAUAAAUUACUAUCUAUGGUGAAGCCAUUCAUGAAAGAUGAGCUGCUUGAUAUAUUGAAGGUUCACCAAGCAGACACCAACACUUUAGAAGAGUUUAUUACCACUCAAGAUUUAUUUAAAGAAAAUAAAAAGAAUUUGAAAGAUGAAAUAUGCAAUAAACUACAAGCAAACCACAAGUUCUUCGAAGAAGAAGCGCUGAAAAGAGUUGACGAAACAAAGAGACCUGGUGGCCCUAAAUCUUUGAGCACAUUCUUCCCUGGCUUGGAGGGCUCAUUCAAGAAACUAGAAAUAGAUUAAAUAACCAUCAGUAAAUAACAAGAAUCUAGACAGACAUGAUAUAUGAACAAUAAUGUACAUACCACUAGAUGGAGACAUUGAAGAGACAAGUGCAAGCGUAAGUUAUCUUAUGUAAAUCGAAGGAAAUAUUAUCAGUUAAACCUACUUAAGAUAGUAAGAACAGUGAUAUCACAAAUAUAGGUAUGAUGCAGCAUGUAUUGACACCGGUACGUGACAACACGUGCAGUCAGCGCGGCGGCAGCGGGUAGCAAGUGACACAAAGGAAAUUGCUUCUUUGCAUAGCGGUGUGCUUGCCACCACUUGCAAAACGACCAAAAACCCUACUAAACGUAACAUUCGAUGGACUCUGUUAGAAGCUUAUAGUCAUACAUACAUAAUAAUACAGUGUAAAAAGAACACUGAACAAGCAUUGUAAUUUGCAAGUUUCGAGUUUUUGUAAAACAAUAUUUGUUGAGUAUCUCUUUCAUUUAUCGCAAGUGUAUACUUACCCUAGGUCCUAGGUCACAAAUAAAUGUUUAUAUAAGUUAAUAUACA